Messenger RNA from Heterobasidion irregulare TC 32-1, 1739 nucleotides. RefSeq lists its product as uncharacterized. Bases 12 to 1739 code for a protein of 575 amino acids. Gene Ontology annotation, molecular function: ATP binding; adenylylsulfate kinase activity; sulfate adenylyltransferase (ATP) activity. The record is from RefSeq and is a predicted model, not a curated record. The transcript is spliced from 9 exons. Gene Ontology annotation, cellular component: cytoplasm. NCBI's taxonomy places the organism in Eukaryota, Fungi, Basidiomycota, Agaricomycetes, Russulales, Bondarzewiaceae. Gene Ontology annotation, biological process: sulfur amino acid metabolic process.
GCCCAACUGACAUGGCAAAUUCUCCACACGGCGGCGUUCUCAAAGACCUCUUGGCCAGGGACGAGCACAUUCAGCAGGAGCUCCGAGACGAAGCGCCUCUCCUUCAUGACAUCGUGUUAACCGAGCGUCAACUCUGCGAUCUCGAACUGAUCAUCAAUGGCGGGUUCAGUCCCCUGGAGGGCUUCAUGAACGAGGCGGAUUAUACCAGUGUCGUCGAAUCGCUACGACUCGUCGAUGGCACCCUCUUUCCCAUGCCCAUCACAUUGGAUGUCUCGCGGGAAGACAUCGAUCGACUAUCAUUAAAGUCCGGAGCGCGAGUUGCUCUACGGGAUCCUCGGGACGAUGAAGCACUUGCCAUCAUCACCGUCGAGGACAUCUAUAUCCCUGACCGGGUCAAGGAAGCCGUUAACGUCAUGGGCGCGGACGACCCGGCACAUCCCUCGGUCGCCUAUCUGCGCAACAGAGUGAAAGAGUACUACAUCGGCGGCAAGCUCCAGGCCAUCCAAGCACCAACAUAUUUCGACUACGUCGCUCUCCGCUACACCCCCGCCGAGCUCCGUGCACACUUCAAAAAGCUCGCGUGGCGCAAGGUCGUCGCCUUCCAGACCCGCAACCCCAUGCACCGUGCGCACCGCGAGCUGACCGUCCGCGCCGCGCGCCAACGACAAGCCAACGUCCUCAUCCACCCCGUCGUCGGCAUGACAAAGCCCGGCGACGUCGACCACUACACCCGCGUGCGCGUCUACGAGGCCAUCAUGGCCAAGUACCCGAACGGCAUGGGCCACCUCGCGCUCCUCCCGCUCGCGAUGCGCAUGGCCGGCCCCCGCGAGGCCGUCUGGCACGCGAUCAUCCGCAAAAACUUCGGCGCGACGCACUUCAUCGUCGGGCGCGACCACGCCGGGCCCGGGAAGAACUCGCAGGGGAAGGACUUUUACGGCCCGUACGACGCGCAGGAGCUCGUCGCGACGUACCGCGACGAGCUGCACAUCGAGAUGGUGCCGUUCCAGAUGAUGACGUACCUGCCCUCGUCGGACGAGUACCAGCCGGUGGACGAGGUGCCGAAGGGCGUGCAGACCCUGGAUAUCUCUGGCACCGAGCUCCGUCGGCGCCUGAAAACGGGCGCGGCCAUUCCUGACUGGUUCAGCUACGACGCCGUCGUGAAGACUCUGCGAGAGAGCUAUCCGCCACGGCAACAGCAGGGCUUCGUGAUCUUCCUCACCGGUCUGUACAACUCGGGGAAGGACACGAUCGCCAAAGCCCUCCAGACCGUCUUCAACGAGCAAGGCGGCCGCAGCGUCUCCUUGCUGCUGGGCGACACCGUCCGCCACGAGCUGUCACCCGACCUGGGCUUCUCCCGGGAGGACCGGUACAAGCACAUCCAGCGCAUCUCGUUCGUCGCGGCCGAGCUCGCGCGCGCAGGCGCCGCGGUCAUCGCCGCGCCCAUCGCGCCGCAUCAAGAAGGGCGCGACGUCGCGCGCGACACGGUGCUGCACUCUGGCGGGCCGGGCGGGAACUUUUUCACGAUCCACGUCGCGACGCCGCUCGCGCACUGCGAGCGGACGGACCGGCGGGGCGUGUACGCCAAGGCGCGGGCGGGCGAGAUCAAGGGGUUCCCGGGCGUCGACGACGAGUUCGAGGCGCCGGUCAGGGCCGAUCUGACCGUCGACACGACGCAGCAGAAUAUCCCGGAGAUCGUUCACAGUAUCGUGCUGUUGCUGGAGACCAACGGCCUGCUGUAA